Saccostrea cuccullata (small rock oyster) is the source of this 2991-nucleotide messenger RNA. RefSeq names its product voltage-gated hydrogen channel 1-like. The transcript has 3 exons. The coding region runs from base 152 to 976 and encodes 274 amino acids. Gene Ontology annotation, biological process: proton transmembrane transport. Gene Ontology annotation, molecular function: voltage-gated proton channel activity. Gene Ontology annotation, cellular component: plasma membrane. Lineage: Eukaryota; Metazoa; Mollusca; Bivalvia; Ostreida; Ostreidae. The record is from RefSeq and is a predicted model, not a curated record.
UCUCGUACAGAUCGAGAAUUGAGAGACCACAAUAUUGCUCUUUGUUGUAAAUAAACAAUAUUGAUGGUUAUCAACUGUACCUUGCCUAUUUUGCUUUGGGUAACAUUGUCAUCCUGGUAAUUCUGUUAAUUUGUGAAUAAUUACUACAGAUAUGAAGAUUCAGAUGGAGGGUUUUCAAAAGCUUCAAGAUGAUCUGGAGAAAGUCAUUGAAAAAGAAGACUCGAACAGUUCAAUCACAACAGACUCAGAUGAAAAGAUGGAGUUUCGAAAUAUGCGGGAACGUCUAGUCUACAUACUUCACACAAACAAGUUUAACAUUAUCGUUGUUGCCCUGGUGGUUCUUGAUUCCCUCCUGGUGAUUGCGGAGCUCCUCCUUGACAUGAAUAUCAUUCAAGUUUCUGAGCACAAGGAGGGGAGUGAUCUGGCUCCUAAGAUCUUGCACUACUCUAGUCUUGCCAUACUUAGUGUGUUCAUCGUAGAGAUUUUUGUCAAAAUUUAUGCUUAUAGAUUGAGUUUUUUUCGCCAUAAGAUGGAGUUGUUUGAUGCGUUUGUGGUGGUGGUGUCUUUUGUGCUCGAUAUUAUCUUCCGCAACAAGGAGGGGCCUGAAAGUGGUGCGGGACUCUUAGUUGUUCUGCGAUUGUGGAGAGUGACUAGGAUAUUGAAUGGCAUUGUUGUGUCAGUUAAAAAACAAGCAGAAAAGAAGAUUCAGAGAGAGAAACGAUUACGUCUGGCAUGUGAAAAAGAACUGGCUAAAUACAGAGAGUACUGUACUACACAGGAACAAGAGAUAGAACUGUUAAAAGGCCUGCUUGUCAAACAUGGAAUAGACCUUAACAGAUCACAGACUCAGCGUCCUGUCGUCAGUAAGAUUGACGUGAUAGCAGACAUCAAUCAAGUGGAUGAGAAAGAGAAAGCCCCGCCUCCUCCAGAGACUCUUCCUAAACAGGAGCACUCGGACACGCCCCCUUCAAAUUAGAUCCUAAUUGUUCAGAAAGAUUAUUAUUGUAUUUUUGUGAAAUCUGUAUACAGAUUUUUUUCUAUGGCAUUGUUUUGUCCAGUGUUAUCCUACCUGUUAGUAAAUGUGUCCAGUAUUGAAUAUAUUGGUACAAGCACUCAUAUUAAAAAAGAAAUGCACUAGUUUUUCUUUAGUGACAUAAGGUGCCACAGUUAAACAAAAUGAAUAAUUGAUAUUGUUCUGCUUUACAUUAUUUUUUAUCAGUGCCACAUACAAAUCUGUAUUUUUUUUUUUGUAAAUUGUGCACAAACAACAAUGCAGCCUACAACCUCCAUUUAUUUUGUAUUUUGAAACAAUCUUUGUAUUUAGAUAUCCACCCUGUGAAAUAUUGAUGUAUUUGAACUAUCCCUAUCAUGUAAUCUUUUAUUGUUUCUUGAACAUUUACAAAGUGCAAUAGAUAUUGAUGGUUGUUGAUUCAUUUAAGUGUUAUCAUUUAAUUAAAAGUAUCAAUUUGGAAUAACAUCCCCUUGGGGAAAAAACAUCAAGUAAACAUUCAUUGGUCAAACUUUAUAGCAGAAUAAUAAUCAAUAAUGGCGUUUGAUAUAUAUAAGGUUUUAUUUCUAUAAAUAAUGAUAAUUAAUGUGCUUGAUGGAAUUUUUCAUAAGGUCAAGGCGAGUUAGGAAAUGUAUCGCAUGCUACUGCAAACAUUCCACAGUAACUGUUAAUGGUGCAUCUCAUUUACCAUGUACAUAUCCCUUGUCUCAGCUAAUCACAUUAACAUGCUUGUUGUCCUUUUAUCAUGUUUAUAUUGCUAUAUAUUGCCUCUUUCUUGGUUCCAUCUGCUGCUUCAGUUGUGACUCCUCCUUCAGUUGCCACAGAUAAAACUGAUCUGUUUAUCUCUGAGUAGAUUCUCAUUAUCCUUGAAUUCUCUUUUGAAGCUUCAAAAUGUUGAUUAAUAUUAAGUUUAUAUGUUGAUGAGAUUAAAGAAAGCUUUCAUUUUAAAUAUGUUUUUGUAAGAAUAAAAAUGUGCUCAUGAAACAAAUAAAAUAGGCAAGUUUAUUAUUUUAUUUAACUAGUGCCUUUGUGAAUCUUAGUUUUAACUAAAGUCUGUAGUGUGCAUCUUUUUGAAUUGUUUAUUACAAGAGUCCUAUUUAUUUUGUGUUGUGUUUUGAUGUUAACAGCUUCUAGAUCUGUGAUGUACACUUAGUGUAACUGUUGGGAUAUACAUUUUGUGUUUGUAAUUAAUUUGAAGCCUGCCAUAUUUAGUUUACUUCUUUUAUUUAGAUUUGCUGUUGUCAGAUAAUCAUUUCAAACAGCCAUAUUUUAUUUAGUCAUAGUUUUUGUGUGACCCCCCCCCCCAUGCAUACACAUACUGUACAUUGUCCCAUUCUUCCUGCUGUGAUGUCAUUUUCUGAUAUCUAUUGUAUCUGCCCACAUUUCCAACAGAGAGUCCUUGAUUAUUAAUUUUUUUUUAAUGUACAAUGUACUUAAUGUCACAUUAUGUGUGACACACUAUUGUAUGUUGAAAUACUUCAUCUUUGCUAGCGAAGAUGAAAUACUAAAGAGUCAUGGCGCUUCCACCACUGUUUAUGAAACUUCCUUUAAAAUAAAUUAUUUUCUACCAAUUUCAUUUAAAAAAUCAAAGUGAUAAGAAAAAUGACUCGUUUUUUUUAUGCUAACUAUUAAAAGAAUCUUAAUAUUUCUAAAUUUGUAUCAACUAAAAACAUUUGGAAUCAUACUUCAUCAAUGUUCUAGAUCCUGCCAGCCAUUUAUGAAACAUUUUGAACCUUUCUUUGAUAUGUAUGACCUUUGGCCUACUUAUUUGAAAAUGAUCAAGGUUAGUGUAGUAAUAUCCAAAUUUCCUAUGUUUAAUGCUGGUUUUGAUGUAAAACCUUUUCUCAGUACUGGCCACUGGUCAGAUAAUAUAGAUUGAGAUAUUUACUAACUUUGUUUUUAAACAAUAUGCCCCUCUUCUUUGGUGGGGGCGCGGAAUUAUUCUUGAAUGGGUUACCUCAACUUUCACUUGCAUUUAAUAA